CCUUGCUUGGAAUCUAACAAGGAUUGGCAAGACUGUAGAAUAUAAUAUAAACAGUUGAGAUGUCGCCGACGAUAAAGCAAAAAGGAGAAAUCGAGACCACGAGUCCUCCUGUAGGCGAUAAUCUUACCGAGAGCAAAGAAUCCUCGCCUAUUGCAAUGGUCGUUGCCCCGAACACGGAAAUGGGAGAAGGCAGCGUCACAGAAGAACCAACGAAGCAUGCCGAGACUGAUGAAGCUGAAGGGAAGAAAACAAUCACUGGUGAUUCCAUUCCCGAUGUCGUGCCUACUACGGACCAAAUUCCGAUGGAAGUCCAAGUCGCUAUCGAUGGAGCACCAACCCAUGCCACCACUGCGGGAGAAGAUGGCGUUCCAUUAGAAAUCAUAUCAUCAGAAGAAGUACAAAAUGAUAUCAACAUCGGUGGCGAUGGCGGCAACGAGGUCAGCGGUAGCAUUGGCGAUGGUUAUCAGGCCGACAAUGAUCACCGCAAAAACACAAAUCCCCGAAGCAAUAUGAAUGGGCAUGGGCGAAUGCGAGGUACCAAUAACCAACUUUCCAGCAACAGCACAAUCGCGGACACAGUGAGCAUAGAAGACACAGCGGGCCUUUCCUUCCGCUCCAGAAAUGUGUGCAAGGUUAUCAAGGGUGAGAUUCACAACGUCCUCAAUAUUAUGCGCACUGAUCCACAAUGUGCCAGUCCAUUACGAUUCUUGGAGGAAAUGCCAACCGAUGAGCUGCAUCCACUCUUUGAGCGCUUCAGCGAAUUGCAUCAUUCCAUGACAGAUUGGGAAUUGCGGUAUGGCGGAAGCUCCCAACGCCAUCAUCCAGAAGCUCGGCUCUACCUUCCUCCCUUUUGUGUGGCGAUUCAAUCGCGAGAUAUUUCCGCCAAGGUUACCGGGGCAGCCCUGCAAUCCCUUCAAAAGUUUUUACUCUACGGGUUUCUGGCUAAUGAGGGACCCAAUGCCUUUUCGACAAUUGCGAACACUCUAUUGUUGUGUACCUUUGAAGAAUCCUCCUCCUUCGCCUCUGCAAACCAUGAACGUGGUGUCAACCAAGGCGAUGGGGUAGCUCGUUCGCAGGGGCGAUUCGCCAGCAGCGGUUCUGCCAUAUCCUCGAAAAACUCGGGCCGGGAAGAUGAUGAACAGGUCGUCUUACGACUAUUGGAACUGUCGGCCUUAAUUGUUCGAAGUGCCUCGAUCGAAUUGAAACCGGACAUCGUAGUGGGAUUGCUCGACAUCUGUUUGCAUGUUUCUCAUCGAGCCAAACGAGCAAGUUGGUUGCUCAAGAGCGCGGCGUCUGAUGCCAUGAAACAAAUUGUGUUGGAGGUAUUUUCAAAACCUAAUCUGGCAAAGAAGAGGCAAGAUAUACUGGCAAAACUUGCGAGUCUUUUGAACCCUAAGCACAAUUCCAAUGCCUAUGUGGUAAACUCCUUGACCCUUGUCAAUUUUGCUUUGGAAACACUGACGCCAGAAAAACUCACCAAGAAAGAGAUAGGCAUUUUGAAGAAAGAUCUGUGCAAGUAUUUGCUGAGUUGGAGCACGACCCAUGAUUUGCUAAUCCUCAGCCUGACAAUGCGGGUCAUUUUCAACCUUUUCCAGACGAUUCGGAACCAUUUGAAGGUUCCUCUUGAAGUCUUUCUGACGAGUGUCCAUUUGCGCAUUUUGGAGCACUCUGCCAUCCCCGAGGAGCGCGAGGUAGCCCUAGAAUCGCUCUUGGAGUUUUGCCGAGAACCGGCCCUAGUUAAAGACCUUUAUCUGAACUAUGACUGCGAUGUCCAGUGUACCAACUUGUAUGCGUCGAUUUGUAAUACAUUGGCAAAUGUAACAGCACCACUUGGCCAUCGAACUACACAGGAAGACACGGCAGGCAGAGUCAACAGCACCAGCCUUUUAAGUCGAAGAAGUGCUUUUGCCAUCGCUUAUAAGGCAUCCUUGGCCGCAUCGGAAGUUCCGAUGAACGUUUUGUGUGUUCAAGCCAUGGAAUGUUUGUUGACUAUCAUAGAGUCGAUUGCUCGUCGAUGUAAGAACCACAAUCAACAACAAAACGGGCCUGGUGGUUCCAACAAUAGUAACAGCAAUAAUAGCACAACCAACAGCCACGCCGAUGGUAGCAAUAAAAAUACUCGGUUUCCUUAUUCGUCUUCUGCCUCCGUGGAUUUGGACGACGACCUGGAAAUGUCGGAAGAAGAUCUGCAAGAGAGAAAGCGUAGAAAAGCUGCUCUUUCGCGGGUUGCCGAUGUUUUCAACAAGGAUCCAGAUUCAAAAGACUGGAUGAAUAUGGGAAUUCAAGCAAAGGUACUGGAGGAAACUGCCGAGAGUGUUGCCCUUACAUUGUACACGGCUCCUGGUAUACGUAAAGACAAGUUGGGAACGUACCUGUGCAAAGGUCCCGAAGAAAAAUAUCCAUUUCAUCACAAAGUUAGGUUGGCCUUCGUCAAACGUUUUGAUUUUUCUAAUUGUGGACGAUUUGCAAACGCACUUCGAAUGUAUCUACACAAGUUCCGACUACCUGGUGAAGCUCAGCAAAUUGAUAGAAUCAUGGACGCCUUUUCGAAGGAAUACUACAAACAACAAGGGAAGAAGAGUGUCUUCAAAAAUUCAGAUGCCGUGUUCGUACUGGCAUUUUCAACCAUUAUGCUGAAUACGGAUUUACACAACCCAAACAUCAAGAACAAGAGGAGAAUGACGCGCCAGCAGUUUAUCCGCAACAAUCGAGGUAUCAACGCAGGAGGUGACCUUCCCGAAGCCAUGCUUGCUUGGCUAUAUACAGAUAUAAGAGAAAAUGAAAUCCAAGUUCAACGAGAGAUUGGAGAAUUUAUUAGCCAUUCUGAUGCUUUGGACGCAGAACACUUUCGGGGAGCUUGGGGAGACAUGUUGCGAAAAAAUGUUGCUGUGGCUGUAUUUACUACUGCAGACGAAGCCCGCAGAAGCAUGUUUGAAGCAGGUGUCCACGAAAGAGACAUGUUUUUGGCGAUUGCCAAGCCUGCUUUGCGUGCCAUUUCGAGUGCAUUCGUUCGAUCUUGGGAUGACGGAAAUAUAGUUUCGGCACUUAAAGGAUUAGAGCAAAUGGCCAAGAUAAGCACGUUCUUUUCCUUUGAUGAUAUCUUGAAUGAUAUCAUUUCAUUUUUGUUGUCACAAGGCCGGGAUUACAUUAUAGGCUGUGUCACACUUGAAUACUCUGGGAUCGAAAGUGGAGCUCCAAUUAGUCUUGAUCAUGCGGACGAUGAGAGCACGAUGGCGUCGAUGAGUAUUGUGGACGCCGACUCGCCUGUACCACAAGGUUUACUUCGCGCACGAGAGAUUGCAAGCGUAGACACAAAGAAGGUAGACAUCAAUGGGGCAGCUGCUUACCGUGGACUGCUCGCUCUCAACAUGGGGCUUAGAAUAGUGAGAACACUUUUUCCUCGAGUUCGAAGUGCGUGGCCAGAGUUGAUUGAAGUUUUCGGUUGCCUCCGUGAUGCCCGGGCUCUACCAGCGGGUCUGUCUGAUCUUGAUGAUUUCGCUGAUAGCGCCGGCAAUGUGCUUCCUUUGUCUCUUUUUGCACGAAACUCACAAAAAAGACUCGACGAAAUAUAUUGCAUCAAGGUUGAAAAAAAGGAAAAUACAAAUCAAGGAUGGCUUCGAGGGGUUUUUGGGAGAGGGAAAAGCCAAGAAUCUGUUACAUCUGUGAAAAAGUAUCAAUCUCGUCGAUGGCGAGCAUCGAAGAUUUCAAAAAAUGCAAGAAUUCUUCUGCAAGUUGCUGAAUGGACUGAGAUCGAAAAGUUUAUGGUUCUUCGGAGUCACCUUCGACUGCAGUUGGUGAAGCAGAGCAUCAAUGGAUUGCUCGGAUCUAUUGAUAUCGCACCCCCGACUCCUUCUCCUACAUAUGAACAGCACCAGGCCUUCGCUCUAGAACUUGCAGCACGAGCCCUUCUGGCAUCUGACGAACGGGCACCGGAGCUCUUCCCGAUUUUUUUGGCGAAAUUUAGAUCACUGGCGGAGAAAGUAAAGAGACUGAAACGUCCAAUUCCGGCGCCAUUCUUGAUGGAAAGAAUGAUUGUGACCAUCGUAAGAUCCAGUAUUCAUUUGUACAAGAUCCCUGAAGUAAGUUAUAUGGCGUAGAGUACUGAAUCUAUCGUUUGAUUUUAUAAUUUGCGAAAUGUGAAAGCCGAAAUCAAGAUUGAUUUAUCUUCUUCGGCUCAUCUGAAGUCUAAAAUCAAAAUUUAUCCUUCCUCCACUUUAGAUGCGACCGCAACUUUGCACGUCCCUUUCUCUAAUAACAGGAUUCCCUAAGCCCUUCCUUGGUCACAUUGCUGAUAGAACGGCGUGCGGUUUAGCUAUCAUCUGGCGUUCAUACUUCUCGUCGUUCGAUUCGCCGAAGGACUUGAAGUUAAUUGGUGACUUAUUCAAUACAGCAGCAAGUUUUCAACGUGGAAGAGGACUGAUUUUUGAUGGCAUUGCAUCAACUCUUGAGUUUACACUUCCCGAUCCCUCGAUUUCCAACAUGUUACAAUACGAAGAUGAGCUUCGUCAAAAAGAGACACUAUCUAUAACGACAUGCGCUGCUAUUCAGCGAAUUUUGCUUAAGUAUAUCUAUGGGGAAUACGAGCAAGACUUCUCAUUAUCUAUUCCAGCCAUGGUAUGUGUGGAAAAGCUCUACAAUCACGUCGUGCAGGUCAUGCUGAUAGAUAUGAAGAAUAACCCAAGCCCCGAUCCCGACUUCGAACUCCCCUGUGUUCCCGAUCUCGAAUUGUGGCACGGUAUUUCGGUUGGGUUCUUUGUCAUGUGCACCAACGACGAUAAACGAAUAUCCACGAAGGGACUUGAAGCUUGCCAACGCCACAUGUUUGUUCCCGAUAUUACCGAGAUCCCCGACAACAAAUGGGUGGCAUUGAUCAACACCAUGAUCAAUAAGCAACCGUCGUUGUUCUCCAUAACGUCUCGGGUCAAUGCAUUGUCGAUGAUUGCCCAGCUGAUGGUGAAGAUAUUCCCAAGCAUGACUUCGAGAGAGAAAAACUGGGAGGUAUUGACCGAUUUGACGAAGAGGGUCGUAAUGGUUGCAGAUGAAAACAUGCAAAACAGGCAAUCCCCAGACGAGCUCUUUGAUCUAACCGCGACAAUCGUCACGCAUCUUUCUUCGCAAUUGGCGUCUCCCAAGUUUGGAGGAGAACGAAGAUAUUGCAAUUGGGCCAGCGGUUUGUUUACUAAGUUAUUAGAAAGAAACGGAGCAAUCAAAUCAAAGGAUGACAAUGCCUCAGAGAAAGAAAGAGACGGAGAUGGUGAUAGUGUUGAAGAUGUCACAGAUGAUGUCAACAUGUCGGAAGACGACAGCAGCGUCGAUGACGACGAUGACGAUGAAAGCAAAGCGGACGAUUAUCUCUCGGAAGAAGAAAGUAGUGAUGAUGAGGAUGGCGAGAGCAAAAAGGAUGGAAAUGAAAUCUCAGAUGAAGAAAGCAAUGGAGACAAAGAUGUUGAUUAUCUUUUGGAAGAAGAAAGCAGUGUCGACGAUGGCGAUGACGAUGACGAUAGCACAAAUGACCACGGCAAUAAUGGCAAUCUCACGGUAGAAAGCAAUGGAGGUGAUGGGGAUAACAGCGACGGUAAUGGAAAUGAUAACGAUAACGACAACGAUAACGAUAAGGACAACGACAACGACAACGAUAACAACAACAAUAACGACAACGAUAAAGACAACAAUAAUGAAAACAAGGAUAAUGGGGAUGAUGAUGAUGACGAUGACGGUAGCAAAAGCGGCAGCAACAGCAGCGACGACGGCAGCAAUAGUGUCAGCAACAGUGUUAGCGAUGAUGAUGGUGAUAGCGUCAGCAACAGCGGCAGUGAUGAUGGCAGUGAUGAUGGAAGUGACAAUAGUGGCGAUGAUGGCAAUGACGGUGGCAGCAACGAUGGCAGCAACGAUGGCAGCAAUAGCGUCAGCAGUAGCAGCAGCAGUGACGAUGACAAUGACGAUGGCAGUGACGAUGGCAGUGACGAUGGCAGUGAUGAUGGCAGUGAUGAUGGCAGUGACAAUGGCAGCGACAAUGGCAGCAACGAUGGCGGCAAUGAUGGCAGCAACAACGGCAGUGACGAUGGCAGUGACAGUGACAGCAACAGUGACAGCAACAAUAGUAGUGGCAAUAGCAGCGACGAUGGCAGCGCCGAUGGCAGCGACGAUGGCACCAAUGAUGGCACCAAUGAUGGCAGCGCCGAUGGCAGUGACGAUGGCAGCGAUAGCGGCAGUGACAAUAGCAGUAAGAGUGGUGGCGCUGACGCCAGCAAUAGCGAUAGCGAUAGCGACGACGACGACGCGUCCACAGAGCCAUAGAGAAACCAGCGACACCAUCCGAAUCAACGGUCUCCCCCAAAACACAUUUAUCAGACUAAAUGGAUGAACUUAAAGAUCAUACUGUUCCCAUACUCUGUUAUGGGUUGUAUUCAAAACUUUUUGUUUGUGGUUCAAGAGUUCUUCUCUGAGACAAAUUUGGUUUCAGAUUAGGGCCGAUCACAAUUUCAUAGUAUAGAAUGAUUUAGAAUGUCUUGCAAAUUAAAUAGUUUUUACUAGA
This is a messenger RNA of Pseudo-nitzschia multistriata, 6535 nucleotides long. Lineage: Eukaryota; Bacillariophyta; Bacillariophyceae; Bacillariales; Bacillariaceae. The record is from the annotation of a GenBank genome assembly.